This is a messenger RNA of Xylaria bambusicola, 1350 nucleotides long. RefSeq lists its product as uncharacterized. The coding region runs from base 423 to 1319 and encodes 298 amino acids. The record is from RefSeq and is a predicted model, not a curated record. Gene Ontology annotation, biological process: mycotoxin biosynthetic process. The transcript has 3 exons. Lineage: Eukaryota; Fungi; Ascomycota; Sordariomycetes; Xylariales; Xylariaceae.
GGCUCGGCAGUCUAUUCCGAUAGCCGACAGCAUUCGAAGGGCUGCAGCGAUCGUCAUCAACACCUACACUGUAGGACGACUGUACAUAACUAGGUUGCAUUUGUUACUAUGCAAGGCAAUGACGUGCUUAGACAACAACAUCUUGCCGUCCGCGCGUUCGUCGGCGUGACUAUGCCAUCGUGCAACAUCUAUCUCCUAGUUAGGGUAGUCACAAAGCAUGGUGGUCUACAUGGCAUAUACGAUAGCUGUGCAAUAGGUAUGGGUCUCGUGUGUUGAUCAUCACAGUGGGCUCGCAAUAGCCAAAGGCGGAAGUGCAAAGACGCGAUCGACACAGCUACUGCAGGAUACACUUCAAGUUUACAAACACGAUGGUUCACAAUGAUGCAUCCGUUGUCGGCCACAUUACCAAAUGCUGAGAGCACAUGAAAACGGGUCGAUGGCAUUCCACUGUGUCGAAAAUUGAGGGCCUCAGUUCCAUUAUCCCGAAUACUGCUGCAACUCCACGCUUCCAGGAGAGUGAGUUGGCCAUUUUCUUUCGCAUUAGAUUUGAUUCAAACCCGACCGAUAUAACACCACCUGCGAGCUGUAAUCCGAUUGUCUUCGUGCGUCAAGGCUGCAAAAUGUACAGGCCGAAUCAGUUCCAUACUACUCUCGCAGCACUCUUUUUUAGUGCGUCGUUAAUAUUGCAUUUCGCGGCCAAAGGCAUCGAACCUGAUGACUUGGACUGCGCAAAAGCAGUAUCAUCAUGGUCGCCCGCCUUCAGUGCCAUAAAAUAUCAAUGGGAAACAUUCCAAAAUGGAUUCUCACAGAAAUCCAUUUACCGAGGACAGCCAACUGCUGAGCUCGAAAUUGCUUGGUUGGAAUCUCUCCCAAGUAACCCGAUACUCAUAUCAAAGGACAAGCUCAAUGAGCUGCAGCUCCAUGACCAGGACUACUUAGAAGCCAAUGGGGAAUUCGAAGGCAACGUCUAUGGAAAUCUCGAGGUUUUUAGAAAUCUGGGCUGUCUUAAUCUAUUGAGGCAACAUACCUACAGGGGCGAGUUCGACUAUUCAUUCCUGCGCUCUUUCCAAGGUAGUGAGGAGAUGAUCAUGCGAAGGGUAGAUGCAUGCGUCCAGAGAUUGAGGGAGGUGCUCAUGUGUUCAGGGGAUGCCACGCCGUAUUUGAUCAUGUUGACACCCGAGAAGAAGACGAAGGAGUCUCCGGACUUCAACACACUUCACUAUUGCCGGGAUUAUGAUGCAAUUUUAGAUUGGGCUAAAGACAAUGAGGCCCCAAGUCAUGGACAUUUCCCAGAUUGGUACGAAUUUGCUAUUGUAUAGAGUUGAAAGAAAUAAACUCCUUUGAUUUGAC